Messenger RNA from Eurypyga helias (sunbittern), 3582 nucleotides. It is a transcript of the gene ADAMTS18, whose product is annotated as ADAM metallopeptidase with thrombospondin type 1 motif, 18. Gene Ontology annotation, molecular function: metalloendopeptidase activity. The annotation marks the transcript as partial. The record is from RefSeq and is a predicted model, not a curated record. Lineage: Eukaryota; Metazoa; Chordata; Aves; Eurypygiformes; Eurypygidae. Gene Ontology annotation, cellular component: extracellular matrix. Gene Ontology annotation, biological process: proteolysis; extracellular matrix organization. The transcript is spliced from 22 exons.
ACCCUUCAGCUGUGCUGCCUCUGCUGCGUGUCCCAUGCAGCCACUCUGACCGGUGACAGCAUCAGGGAGUGGAGCCAUGAUUAUGUGUUUGUGACACCCGUCAAGGUGGAUUCCAGUGGAUCGUACGUUUCGCACGAUGUCUUGCACAGUACUAGGAGGAAGAGAUCAGCUCAGAGUUCAAAGAGUUCCUUGCACUACAAAUUUUCAGCAUUUGGACAGGAACUUCACUUAGAACUUAAACCUUCGACCAUUUUAAGCAACAGUUUUGUUGUCCAGGUACUCGGGAAAGAUGGAGUCUCAAAUUCUCAGGAACAUGAAGUUGAGCAGUGUUUCUACCAGGGAUUUAUAAGGAAUGAUAGCACCUCUUCCGUAGCAAUAUCUACAUGUGUAGGCUUGUCAGGUUUGAUAAGGACACGGAAGAUGGAGUUCCUCAUAUCUCCAUUACCUCAGCAGCUAGCGCAGGAGCACAACUACACGUCACCUGCUGGGCACCAUCCUCAUGUCCUGUAUAAGCGAACUGCUGAAGAGAAGGUGCACCGGUACACAGUAGAGUCCAACCCCAAAUCCUUUUCUUUCGGUCAUCACAGGAUUCACACUUCCCACAAGGAUCAUGCUCCAGCGAAUGGUUACCACCACGGAAGGUUUCAAAAGCAACAUUUUUGUGGACAGCGCAAGAAAUAUGCACCUAAGCCGCCCACAGAAGAGUCGUACGUUCGCUCGGAUGAAUACGGGACUUCCACAAGGUUCAAAAGGUCAUCCGCUAAAAUUCAGAAAAACGGAAGCCUAAAUGUGGAAACCCUUGUUGUGGCAGAUAAAAAAAUGUUGGAGAAACAUGGCAAGGAAAACGUAACAACAUACAUCUUAACAGUUAUGAAUAUGGUUUCCAGUCUGUUUAAAGAUGGAACAAUUGGAAGUGACAUAAACAUUAUCGUUGUGAGCCUUCUUCUUUUGGAGCAAGAGCCGGGUGGAUUGCUGAUUAACCACCAUGCGGACCAGUCACUGAACAGCUUUUGUCAGUGGCAGUCUGCUCUGGCUGGGAAGAACGGGAAGCGCCAUGACCAUGCCAUCUUGCUCACGGGCUUUGAUAUCUGCUCCUGGAAAAACGAGCCCUGCGACACCUUAGGAUUUGCACCUAUCAGUGGCAUGUGCAGCAAGUACCGUAGCUGCACCAUUAAUGAAGAUACAGGCCUUGGACUGGCUUUUACAAUUGCUCACGAGUCGGGACACAACUUUGGUAUGAUUCAUGAUGGAGAAGGAAAUCCUUGUAGAAAAGCUGAGGGUAAUAUUAUGUCUCCCACACUCACAGGAAACAAUGGAGUGUUUUCGUGGUCUGUAUGCAGCAGGCAGUAUCUCAACAAAUUUCUCAGCACGGCUCAAGCUGCCUGCCUGGUUGAUGAACCGAAGCAAGCGGGGCAGUACAAGUACCCUGACAAACUGCCAGGGCAGAUCUACGACGCCGAUACCCAGUGCAAAUGGCAGUUUGGAAUGAAAGCAAAGCUGUGCAACCUCAGCUUUGUAAAGGAUAUAUGCAAAUCUCUCUGGUGUCACAGAGUGGGUCACAGGUGCGAGACAAAGUUCAUGCCAGCCGCGGAGGGAACAGCUUGCGGUAUAAGUAUGUGGUGUCGAAGAGGACAGUGUGUCAAAUACGGUGAUCAUGGACCCAAGCCUGUGAACGGCCAAUGGUCAGCCUGGUCCGAGUGGUCCGAGUGUACUCGCAGUUGUGGAGGUGGGGUCACGUAUCAAGAAAGACACUGCAAUAAUCCAAAGCCACAGUAUGGUGGGAAGUUCUGCCAAGGUUCCAGUCGCGUUUAUCAGCUCUGCAACCAUCCGCCGUGUCCAGCGAACAGCGUGGACUUCCGUGCCCAGCAGUGUGCCGAGUACAACAGCAAACCCUUCCGGGGGUGGUACUACAAAUGGAAGCCGUACACGAAAGUGGAAGAGGAAGACAGGUGUAAGCUGUACUGCACAGCUGAAGACUUUGACUUUUUCUUUGCCAUGUCCAGCAAAGUGAAGGACGGCACGCUGUGUUCUCCAAACGAGCACCAUGUUUGCAUUGAUGGAAUAUGUGAGCAAGUAGGGUGUGAUCACGGACUUGGUUCCAAAGCUGUACUGGAUGCUUGUGGAGUUUGUAAAGGAGAUAAUUCAACGUGCAAGUUCUUUAGAGGCCAAUACUUGAUCCAGCACAAAGCUAAUGACUACUAUGUCGUGGUCACGGUUCCAGCCGGAGCCCGCAGCAUACAGCUCCAGGAACUGCAGAUCUCCAGCAGCUACCUGGCGGUGCGCAACCUGGGCAAGAAGUACUAUCUCACCGGGGACUGGACAGUCGACUGGCCAGGGAAGUUCCCUUUCGCUGGAACCGUUUUCGAUUACCAGCGCUCUUUCAACCAUCCGGAGAGCCUGUAUGCAGCAGGACCCACUAAUGAGACGCUGGUCUUUGAAAUCCUGUUACAAGGCAGAAAUCCUGGGAUCGCUUGGGAAUAUACGUUUUCCAGCACCAACAGUGAAAACAAGACGUCUGUCAAAGCCCACAGCUACUCCUGGGUGACGGUGCAGUCGGAGUGCUCAGCGACUUGCGGUGGUGGACACAUCACAGCAAAAGCCAUUUGUGUAGAGGACCAUCGCACACGAGUCAAUUCUUCCUUCUGUGGCCCCAGGACGAAGCCUUUAACCGAAACAAAGCUAUGCAACACUCGUCCCUGCCCAGCGUACUGGUCCACGGGCGAGUGGAGCGCGUGCAGCAAAUCUUGCGGGGGAGGACAGCAGAGCCGCCCCGUUCGCUGUGUCCGGACGAGGGCUUUCCAACGGGAGGAGGUGGUGGCGCACGCCCUGUGUCCCGUCAGCACCCCCACGCAGGAGCAGCUGUGCAACAGGCAGGACUGCCCACCCCAGUGGAGCCCUGGCCCGUGGUCUCAGUGCUCCAAGACUUGUGGGAGAGGCGUUAAGAAACGGGAUGUCUACUGCACAAGCACCGGCUCUCCCAAGGUUAAAAUCUUGCCUGAAAGUAUGUGCAGCAGCGACCGGAAACCCGAGUCCCAGCAGACCUGCGUGCUAGGACGCUGCCCCAGAAACGACCGACUCCAGUGGGUGGUUUCUUCCUGGAGUGAGUGCUCAGCCUCUUGCGGCCCAGGCGUACGAAAGCGAGAACUAAAAUGUGGUGAGAAAAGCAUCCAUGGGAAAUUGGUCACCUUUCCUCCGAGAAGAUGCAGAAACAUCAAGAAACCAAACGCCGACCUGGAAGAGGCUUGCAACAGGGGAGCCUGUCCAUCCCAAAGCUCGUAUAACACCGUGUCUGGCUGGUACUCCUCACCCUGGCAGCAGUGCACAGUGACGUGUGGCGGGGGAGUGCAGAGCCGGAGCGUGCAGUGCCUGCACCACGGAAGACCAGCUUCUGGGUGCGUGCCCCAGCAGAAACCAGCAGUCCUGAGAGCCUGCAACACCAACUUCUGCCCCGUCCCUGCGAAGAGAGAUGACCCUUCCUGUGUGGAUUUCUUCACCUGGUGUCACCUGGUACCCCAGCACGGUGUCUGCAACCACAAGUUUUAUGGCAAGCAGUGCUGUAAAUCGUGCACCAAGAAGCACUGA